AUGUCUCCUUCAGAAUUAGUCGAAUUGAAAAAGCAGCUAGAGGAUUUAUUGGAAAAGGGAUUUAUCCAACCAAGUGUGUCGCUGUGGGGAUCGCCGAUUUUGUUUAUGAGGAAGACAGAUGGAUACCAUCAACUGAGGGUACGAGCAGAGGACAUUUCAAAAACGGCCUUUCAAACUCGUUAUGGGCACUAUGAGUUUUUGGUGAUGCCUUUUGGACUAACAAAUGCUCCAGCUGUCUUUAUGGACUACAUGAACCGGAUCUUUCUACCCUAUUUAGAUAGAUUUGUGGUGUUGUACUCUAAACUGUCAAAGUACGAGUUCUGGUUGAAACAAGUGAAGUUCUUUGGUCAUGUUGUAUCUGUUCAGGGAAUAGCAGUAGAUCCCAACAAAGUGGACACAGUACUAAAGUGGGAAGUUCCUAGAUCAGUAACCAAGAUGGAGGAAUGUGAAGCAGCGUUCCAAGAGUUGGAGACCAGGUUGACUACAGCUCUGGUGCUUACUCUUCUAACCCUCAGAGUACCGUAUGUUUUAUACACCAAUGCUUCACUAAAGGGGUUGGGUUAUAUGAAAAGUGGUGCAUGUGUUCUGUAUGAGCUUAAAGGAACAAUUCUUGCUCAAGGAAUUAUUAGAGAUUCCAAUGACGGUCAGCUGGCAAGGAUUCGGGUUGAAUUGGAGAAUGGCCCAGUACAGGACUAUGAGAUUAGAGAUAUUGGCAUCCUGAAGUAUAAGAAUCGGAUUUGUGUUCCCCAUAAUGAGGAGAUUAAGAGAAUUAUCCUAGAAGAGGUUCACCGAAGCCAUUACGCCAUCCACCCCAAUGCCACCAAGAUGUACCAUGACCUAAAGCAGUAG
Neltuma alba is the source of this 849-nucleotide messenger RNA. RefSeq lists its product as uncharacterized. Lineage: Eukaryota; Viridiplantae; Streptophyta; Magnoliopsida; Fabales; Fabaceae. Bases 1 to 849 code for a protein of 282 amino acids. The record is from RefSeq and is a predicted model, not a curated record. The transcript is spliced from 6 exons.